GGACUACCGAAGAGCGGAAAAAAUGCACAAUAAAGGCCCGGCCCCGCAGUUGCACGACGGCAGCAACCUGCGCAUCGGCAUCGUCCAUGCGCGGUGGAACGACACCAUCAUCGACCCCUUGCUCGCGGGCGCAAAGGCCAAGCUGCUAGAGUGCGGCGUCAAGGAGUCAAAUAUCGUGGUGCAGACGGUCCCCGGGUCAUGGGAGCUCCCAAUUGCAGUUCAACGCCUUUAUGCCGCCUCCCAAGUCCAAUCCUCCAUAUCCUCAUCGAGCGCCUUCGGCGCCGGCUCCGCAGGGGACCUGCUCGGCGGCUCAACGACAGACCUGUCGUCCCUUCCCGCCACUACAAGCACCACAACAGGUUCAACCGAACCGUUCGACGCGAUCAUCGCCAUCGGUGUACUGAUCAAAGGCGAGACGAUGCACUUCGAGUACAUAGCCGAGAGCGUGUCGCACGGCCUGAUGCGCCUGUCCCUCGACACAGGCGUUCCCGUCAUCUUUGGUGUUCUGACCGUCUUGAACGAUGAGCAGGCCAAGGCGAGGGCGGGCCUCAUAGAAGGGAGCCACAACCAUGGAGAGGACUGGGGGCUUGCGGCCGUCGAGAUGGGAGUGAAGCGCAAGGCCUGGGCAGCCGGCAAGAUUGAGUAG
Canariomyces notabilis is the source of this 646-nucleotide messenger RNA. RefSeq names its product Lumazine synthase. Bases 23 to 646 code for a protein of 207 amino acids. The transcript has 2 exons. The record is from RefSeq and is a predicted model, not a curated record. Gene Ontology annotation, molecular function: 6,7-dimethyl-8-ribityllumazine synthase activity. Gene Ontology annotation, cellular component: intracellular anatomical structure; riboflavin synthase complex; mitochondrial intermembrane space. NCBI's taxonomy places the organism in Eukaryota, Fungi, Ascomycota, Sordariomycetes, Sordariales, Chaetomiaceae. Gene Ontology annotation, biological process: riboflavin biosynthetic process.